AUGCUGUGUCCUGUCGGCAGGAGAGCAGCCGCGUCGCGGCGGCUGCUCGCCUUCACGAGGAGGCUCUCCAGUUCCAGCGAGCCACAGAGCGUGCGAAACAUCGGCAUCAGCGCGCACAUCGACUCUGGCAAGACCACGCUCACUGAGCGAAUCUUGUAUUAUACGGGACGUAUCGGCGCCAUCCACGAGGUCCGCGGGAAGGACGGCGUGGGCGCCAAGAUGGACUUUAUGGAGCUGGAGCGUGAGAAGGGCAUCACCAUCCAGUCGGCCGCAACGCACUGCGCCUGGGGCGACCACGAUAUCAACGUGAUCGACACUCCUGGCCACGUCGACUUCACCAUCGAGGCGGCGGCCCUCCGGCCGAGCGAACCUUGCGGGCGGCGCCAACUUCCGCCGGCCGUGUGCACACUAGUGUCGCCGGCGCCCGGCCUCCUCAGGCGGUACUCUGUCCCGCGGCUCGCCUUCAUCAACAAGCUCGACCGCGAGGGCUCCGACCCAGACGCGGUGAUCGGCCAGCUGCGCGAUAAGCUGCGGCUCAACGCGGUGGCAAUGCAGAUCCCGAUCGGCGUGAGCGGCGACCACGAGGGUGUGGUCGACCUGCUGGAGCGCAGGGCCCUCCGCUUCUCCGGGCCUGGCGGGGAGGAGGUGGAGGAGGGGGAGGUUCCUGCCGGGCUGCAGGCCGCCAUGGAGGAGAAGCGCGCGGAGCUGCUCGAGAAGCUCGCAGACGCCGACGAGGAGAUAGCAGAGUUCUACCUCGCCGAGGAGGAGCCGCCGCUCGGGGUGCUGCGUGCCGCGAUCCGGCGCCAGACGAUCGCGAAUGCGAUCACGCCCGUCUUCAUGGGGAGCGCCUUCAAGAACAAGGGCGUGCAGCCGCUCCUGGACGGCGUGGUGAGCUACCUGCCGGCGCCGACCGAGGUGACCAACUGCGCGCUCGACUUGGACAAAGACGAGGAGCAGGUGGGGCUCACGGGUGUGUCGUCGGACCCGUUCGUCGGGCUCGCCUUCAAGCUCGAGGAGGGGAAGUUCGGCCAGCUGACGUACAUGCGCAUCUACCAGGGCAAGGUUGGCCGCGGCGACACGAUCCAGUCGAUGGCGGCGGACCGGCGCAAGGUUCGCAUCCCGCGGCUCGUCCGCAUGCACGCCAACGAGAUGGAGGACGUCGAGUCGGUCGGCGCGGGCGACAUCGUCGCCAUGUUCGGCGUCGACUGCGCCUCGGGCACCACCUUCACCGACGGCAAGACGAAGCUGUCGAUGACGUCGAUGUUUGUCCCCGAUCCGGUCAGCUCGCUCGCACUGGAGGACCCGACCUUCCGCGUGCACACCGACGACGAGUCGGGCCAGACCAUCAUCUCGGGCAUGGGCGAGCUCCACCUCGAGAUCUACGUGGAGCGGCUCAAGCGCGAGUACGGGGUGGAGUGCUCGACGGGCAACCCGAAGGUUGCCUUCCGCGAGACGGCGUCGACGCGCUCCAAGUUUGCCUACACGCACAAGAAGCAGAGCGGCGGCUCGGGCCAGUUUGGGCGGGUGGAGGGCUACGUGGAGCCGAUCUCCUCCGACGCGCUCGGCCAGGGCGCGUACGAGUUCGAUAACCAGCUCGUGGGCAACAUGAUCCCGCCCGAGUUCGUCACCGCGAUCGACAAGGCGCCGCUGUCAGCUGCCGGCUUCCGCGAGGCGAUGCUCAAGGGGACUCUCACGGGCUCGCCGGUGAUGGGGAUGCGGGUGGUGCUGCAGGACGGGCUUGCACACGCAGUCGACUCGAACGAGCUGGCCUUCCGCGCCGCCGCGCAGGGCGCCUUCAAGCAGGCGAUGGCGACGGCGAAGCCGGUGCUGCUGGAGCCGCUCAUGUCGACGGAGGUGGCGGUGCCGGCCGAGUUCCAGGGCACCGCGGUGGCGCUCGUCUCGCAGCGCAAGGGCACGGUCAACAGCAUGGAGGGCGCCGAGUUCGUCACAAUCGACGCGGAUGUGCCGCUCGAGAGCAUGUUUGGCUUCUCGUCCGACCUGCGAGGCGUGACGCAGGGCAAGGGGGAGUACACUAUGGAGUACAAGGCGCACGUGCCCGCGCCGCGCGACAAGACCGAGCUGAUGGUCAAGAAGUGGAAAGAGCAGCAGGCGGGCAAGUCCGAGGAGUGACCGUCUCGCGCGGCCGUCCCCAUGUAGCUCUGAGGACUAAGCCUAGGUCCAUAGCCCGGCUCUGUUGCCCAUGCUCUCUCUCUUUAACCUGACACCUCCCUCCAGCGACUCCACAGCUCUCUCACUGCUGCUCUCUCCGCGCCCACUCCCCUCUCCCGCUCUCCGUGAGAGUAGUACGCAAGAUGUACACGCGCUGCAGUCCCGAGUCCGAAACUCUCGCCGAUGUGUCUCGUUCCGGUUCGCUGCGAUAUUGGUGGGCCCCGUCUUGACACACACGCCGAUCACCUUUUGUUAUAUAUUAAUAUUAUGUUUGGACGAG
This is a messenger RNA of Emiliania huxleyi CCMP1516, 2449 nucleotides long. RefSeq names its product putative mitochondrial elongation factor. Gene Ontology annotation, biological process: mitochondrial translational elongation. Gene Ontology annotation, molecular function: GTP binding; translation elongation factor activity; GTPase activity. The coding region runs from base 1 to 2130 and encodes 709 amino acids. NCBI's taxonomy places the organism in Eukaryota, Haptophyta, Isochrysidales, Noelaerhabdaceae. Gene Ontology annotation, cellular component: mitochondrion. The record is from RefSeq and is a predicted model, not a curated record. The transcript is spliced from 10 exons.